Messenger RNA from Archocentrus centrarchus (flier cichlid), 2981 nucleotides. It is a transcript of the gene prrt2, whose product is annotated as proline-rich transmembrane protein 2. The record is from RefSeq and is a predicted model, not a curated record. Gene Ontology annotation, cellular component: membrane. The transcript is spliced from 5 exons. NCBI's taxonomy places the organism in Eukaryota, Metazoa, Chordata, Actinopteri, Cichliformes, Cichlidae. Bases 317 to 997 code for a protein of 226 amino acids.
CAGCCUCACGGAGUUUCUUUUUUUUUUUUUUUUCUCCCCUCUUUCUUCCUUCCUCCAGCUUUCCCUGAACAUAAAUCAUGAUCGGGGUUUAAACAGCACGCUUGGAAACACUGCGCUGUAGAUGAGAUGUUUGGUCGCGUCUGAUUGGUUUUCACCUGGGAAUACGGUUACCACGAUGCGAAAUCCAGGGAUGUAAUGAUGAUGAUGAAACAGGCGCUGGAUUAAAAAAAUAUUAAAGGUGUAACUACUGACCACACACACACACACACACACACACAGGACUGGACCACAAAAGGGGGGUUAUUUUGCUGUCAGCAUGGCUGUGAACAUGAUGCCCGCCCCCGCCCUAUGGCCCGUGGAAGAGCAACCGUCAUUGUUGGACCAGGACGGCUCUCUUUCGAUCCAGGCCCCCGUCUCUGAGCUGUGCCCACCAGUCAGAGGUGAAGAGCUUAUCCACAGCAGCAGCAGCAGCAGCAGCCCGGCUGGCGCAAGGCCCACCCGCAGCAAAUCUAAAGGAGAGCUCGUCAUAGUCAUCAACGAGAAGCUGAAGAACGGUAAUGGGAUCCACUCAGUGCCCGAGGAGAGCACCUCUCCUGUCAUCUCCUCUCCUCCCAGAAGACAACACUCCAUCUCUUACCCUCAUCAUGGCAAGACCAGGAAGGGGAGCAGGGCGAGCUCCAUCAGUUACACCGCCUUCUCACCCAGGCCGUCGCUUUCUCGCCACUCCAGCAUUGCCACCAACCCACCCUUGGACCGGUCCAAAGUCAAAGACUACCUCCUCCUCUCUGUGCUGGCCUGUUUCUGCCCAGUCUGGCCCAUCAACAUUGUUGGAUUUGUCUACUCCAUCAUGUCCAAGAACAGCCUCGAGCAGGGAAAUCUGGAUGGCGCUGUGCGUCUGGGACGCGUGGCCAAGAUGCUUUCCACGGUCUCACUAGUAGGAGGAACGAUCAUUAUCAUCGCCUGCAUUGUCAACCUGGCCAUAAAUGUGAAACCCUGAGUUUCAUCCCAGGAUGAAACUGGAUAAGGCAACAGACCGUCUGGCCCCGCACCUGCACCACCAUCUUUACCUGGCUAGUCAUUACCUGGAUGUGUGACAAAUGUGCCCCCCCUCACCCCCCUGAUAUACAGCGCUCACUUAUAUUUCUGUAAUCUAUAUAAAUCAAUUUUUGCUAAUGGAAGGGAAUAAAAUAUAGAAAUGCUGCUACUCUAAAUCUGGGGAGGGGGAGGGGGAGGGGGGUGUGAGGGAGGUGUCCAUGGGAUGUUAGAUGGAGAAGGGAGCAGACAGACUUUAAUCAGUCCCUUCGUAUUCCGGCCAUCACAUUCAGAACGAUUUUUUUUAAGAGAGACAGAAACUCUUGAAGAAAUGUUAUCACGAGCCUCAGAACUAGUGGACUAGAGAGCAGCGGAGCUGGUUACAGAGCAUGAAAUAUGAAGGAUCUGCCUCCCAGCUUCUGCACCGAGUGAGAACGAGUCCCAACAAAAACGACCUCCAAAGCCCAUCCUUCACUGCGCCGAUGAUGGGCCUCAGCUCGCCGUUAGAUCCCCUCAGACGCACGGAGAGGCCUGGGAUUUGUGUUGUGCACAUGGAAUCACACAGCAGAGAAGAAGCUCUUUGAAUCCCAGUAUGUCCUCUCGUUUCAGACUGUCCUCUGUGGCUCUAAUGACUCCAUGAUAUCUUGUGUUUGAGCGUACGGGCGGCAAAAGGAGGAUGAAAGAGAAGCUUACUGAGCCAUGGGUGCUAAAACGGAAGGGGAUUAUGGAGGCAUAGUCAUCACAGCGAGGAAGAAAUAUGUGCCAAAUAAAAGAAUUUAGAGGGGAAAGUUUCUUGCUUUGCAAAGACCUCGCUCUCACCAGAGUUGUUGUGGACGAAAACAUCAAAAUGUGUUUUUGCUCGCCUGCGACCUUACUGUGUAUCUGCUCGACACCUGCAACCACUGUGAGCUGGGGAAGGGUACACGCUGGCAAAAAAAAAAAAAAGAAAAGAAAAAUCCCACUGUAGCGAUUGAUACUUAAAAAACACGGAUUUUGCAGGGAAGUCAGUGAUGCCACACCAUCUAUCUUUUGAUAAUGUUUGUAAACGAUGAUUUUGAAUCCCAUUCCAUGCUCUGGAAGUGCUGUGCCGCAGUGGAGAGACGGUUGUAAGCGUAUGGGCGUCAGUAUUUGGUUAACAAAUUAAAUAGCUUGUGAUUGUUUAGUCAAAGAUGCGGCUGUAGCCUCAGGUAGCCUGUGCUUUGAAAGCAGACAGAUUGUUCUUAUCCUUUAAAAAAAUAAAACAAACAAAAAAAACCCUUAACAGUUGAUUCUCACCUGGAUGAGUCAGCAUCUUUUGUUGUAGGUGUUUGUAAAACACUAGUUCAGACAUGGGUGAGGGCUCUAAGUAGCAGUGUAGUAGCAUUAGUGUGAAGAACAUUCGUUCAAAACUGGGUUUGUUAUCGUUGUUAUAAUAUCUCCUGUGUAUCCUUCGCUAACCUCUAAUCUUUAUCUACCUGUGGUUUUCACUGUGAUUUAAUCAAUAACAGAUAAAACUCGAGUUAUUUUGCUGUGUCCUAGAUUUUCAAUCAUGUACAGAAAUGCCACGACUUCAGAGUCUCAUCAUGAGUUCUCACCCUGCAGACACAGAUAACUAUGGCAUAUUUUCCCCCUUGUUAAUAAUGUAAAUUUCUGAUUGUAAUCUACUGUUGAUGUAUUCUGCAGAUAUUGUGCUAAUCCUCUAGUCAGUAUGAGUUAGCUUUAAAUAGUUAAGCUCUAAUGUAGGCACAGAAACUGUCGGCUACCCUCCUGGCAGUCAUUGUAUUCCCACCAGGCUUCUAUGAUAUUUGUGGUUACUGGCAUGUUGUGUGUGUUUUGUUUUUUUUUUUUGUUUUUGUUUUGUUUUUUUAAUUUAAUGUAUGAUGAUAGCAGUUGAAAAUUGCAAAGAUAAGCUGACACUUGGAAUAUUAUACUUCUGCAGCGCAUUUAUAAUAAAGACACAAUGCAUGUGA